AUGGUGAAGCUCUCCACUCUCGCAUCCUCAAGACAAUCCCCAACCCAGACCUCUUCCUCUGUAAUAGCCUCAUCAACAUGUACUCCAAGUGUGGGUUUUGUGCAGAAUGCUCUGCAGGGGUGUUUGACGAAAUGCCUGAACGAGACGUUAUCUCGUGGAACACCAUCAUUGAUGGGUAUUUUCUUGCUGAGAUGUUUCCAUAUGUGUUACAGUUCUUUAGGGUGCAUGUUGCAUUCCGGGGUAGCUCUGGAUGAAUUCAGCUUCACAAGUAUUUGUAGGAGUUGCCUUGCUUUGGAGGCCUUUGGUAAUGGAUUGGCUGUUCAUUGUUUGGUGAUCAAGUGUGGUUUUUGGUGGCAACGCUUUUUGUUGCUGAAUGGGCUUGUUGAAGUUUACGCUAAAUGUCACUUCUUGAGAGAAUCUUUGAAAGUUUUUGUUGAUGUAGAACACAAAGACAUUGUCUUGGUUAACACUCUGAUUGGUUUGCUUGCGAAAGCUGGGAAUUUUGAAGAAGCUUUCUUGAUAUUCUUGGAUAAUGUUCUGAUUGCAUCUAUGUGGCCUGAAAGAGCUACUUUUGUUAAUUUGUUGAGUGGGAUUGAUCGCUAUGAAUUUUUGAGAGAAGGGAUGCAAAAUCCAUGGAAGCAAAAAAAUCCAAGGUCAUGGACCACUAUGAUUAAGGGAUACGCAAACCUCGGAUGGUAUCAAGAGGCCAUUAACACCUUCCUGUGGAUUUACUGUGAAGGUAAGAUGAUAGAUAAUGUAUUAUUAGCCUGUGUUCUUAGUGUUGCAGCUGAUUAUGAGUGCUUGCAAAUUGGCAAUCAACUUCAUGCUACUGUGCUUAAGUUGAAAUGUGAAUCAAAUCCUUAUAUAGUCCAUGCUUUGAUUGAUAUGUAUGCAAAGUGUCGGUCUAUGGGAGAUGCUCUGAAACUGUUUCAACAGAUUGGUGGUAAUCGGAUUCAGCUUUUCGUGGACUAUAAUGAUAUCUGGUUAUGUUCAUAA
Molecule: messenger RNA, 996 nt
Organism: Dioscorea cayenensis subsp. rotundata (Guinea yam)
Lineage: Eukaryota; Viridiplantae; Streptophyta; Magnoliopsida; Dioscoreales; Dioscoreaceae
Product: pentatricopeptide repeat-containing protein At4g39530-like
Exons: 2
Coding region: 1-996 (331 amino acids)
Biological process (GO): RNA modification
Molecular function (GO): protein binding; RNA binding
Source: RefSeq, a predicted model, not a curated record